Messenger RNA from Cladophialophora carrionii CBS 160.54, 2265 nucleotides. RefSeq lists its product as uncharacterized. Lineage: Eukaryota; Fungi; Ascomycota; Eurotiomycetes; Chaetothyriales; Herpotrichiellaceae. Gene Ontology annotation, molecular function: cysteine-type endopeptidase activity; cysteine-type deubiquitinase activity. The record is from RefSeq and is a predicted model, not a curated record. The coding region runs from base 1 to 2265 and encodes 754 amino acids. The transcript is spliced from 5 exons. Gene Ontology annotation, biological process: protein deubiquitination. Gene Ontology annotation, cellular component: nucleus; cytosol.
AUGGAGAGCGGCGUGCGCAGGUUCCUCUCCAAGCGCGAGGGCAAGCGCAACAGAGGCCGUGGCGAGCAUCAACACCUGCCCCAUCCUCUGAGCAGGAAGGAGUUCUCGACAUCCAGUCCGGAACUUGUGCCUCGACCAGUGAACCCCAUCUCAGCUCAAGAUUUCUAUGGCCUGUUCGACGCCAAUGUCCCACCUGCUACGUCGGUCGAGGAACCCAAGAUACGAACCAUACGAGACCGUCUGUUGAAGGGGAAAGGCGUCCUUGUCAGGGAUGCUCAAAUCCUGUGGACGCUGCGUUCUCUGUCCACAGGUGGAGACGUCAAUUCGGGCUAUGAACUCCUGCUCGCCAUGUCAGACGCUUCGGAAGGAAUUGUCAGGCCAUAUGAUCCGUAUACGAAGAUGCUCGGUGCACAAAACAGACAAGGGGUUACCUGCUUCCUGGACGCCACUCUCUUUUCCAUGUUCUCGCGCCUCGACAGCUUCGAGGCCAUGCUCUACAACACCUUUGACGAUCUACCACGAAACAAGCUUGCCUUUCUCCUACGCCUUUGGGUCAACCUCCUGCGAUCUGGAAAGCUGAUCACCACCGACAUCACCAAGGUCGUGCAAGAGACUCUGGCGGAAUGUGGUUGGGCCGAGGCCAAGGAACUCCACCAGCAAGACGCUUCAGAAGCCUUCACAUUUAUUACCGGCAAGCUCGAACUGCCAUUGUUGACCUUGAAGAUGGAUAUCUACCACACCGGCAAAGAAGAUACGGCGGAUGAUCACAAGUUCAUCAACGAGAGACUUCUGGAAGUGGCCAUCCCGUCGGAUCCGACCAGCGAGAGAAAGGAAAUAACGCUAGAAGAGUGUUUGGAAGACUAUUUCAACAACCGAAUAGAGGUCCGGCGAUACCUCGAGCGACGAUCAACAAUCAAUUCAACGCGCAAAGCCAGUGCAAUUCAUGUCGAGACGGUUGAGCUAGAUGGCGACCAGUCACCCAUCACUCCACUCUCGCCCUCUCCCAGCUAUGCAUCCCCCAUACGACCCGCCAUCGGCCGGACUCGUGCCCCUAGUAUUAUCCAAGAGCGCUACAUACCUUUACGCAAUGAAAGCGGAUAUUCAUCGUUGGCUCCCAUCGAUUCGAAUGACUCUGUGGCUCGGUCGCGGGCCGGAAGUGUGCGGAAAGAGGUUAUGAUGCCUGCGUGGCAAUUCUUCAGCUUGAUACCCUGGUAUACUGACAAUGCUCCGACAAAUGACGCACAAGUCGCCGCUCAUUUCUCAACGAAACGGCCGAUUCUUGGUCUGUGCCUGAAGCGAUAUUCGUAUACACCCGAAGGCAGAGCGAUCCGACUAGGCACCCAGAUCGACAUUCCUGUUGAGAUUGCCGUACCUCAUUUUAUUCAGGACGAUAAGAUUGAGGAGAUCCACGGGCUGAACAGCAAUUUCAAACUCUCAUUACAAGCGGUUGUCUGUCAUCGAGGCGACUCGGUGGAUUCUGGACAUUACGUUGCCCUCGCGCGUGGUACUGCCACGCCAGGGUCUCCUAAUCGCGAGUAUUCUCAUACGACUAAGGUUUGGAUGAGAUUCGACGAUCUUGCGCCACACCGGAUCACCGUCAUCGACAUCGAGACAGCAUUGAAAGAGGAGACACCUUACCUGCUUUUCUACCAGAUCGUCCCUAUCGAGGGAGAUCCGGGAAGCAUAACAUCGGGCGAGGAGACCCUAGCUACUGUCCACGAGCGCAACGCUUCGGUCAGCGAAGUCUCUGAUAUAUCAAUUCUAGGAGAUAAUCAAAGCAUUUCCGGCCGCCCAAGCUUUGAGGUCACAGUUCGAGAAGAACCCAGAGGACGGUCUCCUACAGAAACGAGGAGAGCUAGUGUCAUCUCCUUUCAGGAUCCGCCUGCGACGUACACAAAUGGGACUACUGGCGCAACUCUGGCAGUUUCAAACAACGGUGACGGCGACCAGACUGGGACACCGAAGCCAAAGUCUUUGUCUCGGUCGCAGAGUAAAGCGAGUGAGAGUGGUAGUGGCUUGGGAAGAACCCUUUCGAAACUGAAAAGAAAGAGCCGAGAAGUUUUGCCAGUCCCCGCAGAUGUUCCUCCACAGACUGGAGUACAGGCCACGGAAGUCCCUAAUGGUGCUCAAACCACGCCAAAGCCAAAUACGCUGCAGGUGCAACACCAGGCUCCCAAGACGCACAGAAGGGAGAAAAGCCGGGGUCGUGUGUCAAGGAGUAAAAUUCGCGGCGAGAAGCCAGAUCGGGAGUGCAUUGUGAUGUGA